GUCUCUCCACGCCUCAGCCAUGGCGUCCAAAGUCCCCCACUUGAUGACCCUCGCCGACCUCUCAGCUCCCCAAAUCCUCCGCAUCCUCUCACACGCACACCACCAGAAACACCUCGCCACGCCAUGGCUCCGACCACAACAAGUCGGUGGCAAGAAAUCCCUACAGCUCUCCAAGCUGAAAAUGCCGUCCCAGUCCCUGUUCAACAAGUCUAUCGCGCUCUUGUUCUCUAAACGAAGCACACGGACUCGUGUCGCUGCAGAGACGUCUGCCGUGCUCCUCGGAGGACGCGCUCUUUUCCUUGGAAGGGAGGAUAUCCAGCUCGGUGUUAACGAGAGCCCUCGCGAUACGGCGCGUGUUAUUGGAGGGAUGUGUGAGGGCAUAUUCGCCCGUGUCGGUGACCACUCAGAAAUAGAGGAACUCGCUCGCUACUCGCCCGUACCCGUCCUAAACGCUCUCUCCUCCCUCUGGCACCCCACCCAAACCCUCGCAGACCUCCUCACCCUCCACGAACACGCCCACCUCUUCGACCCCUCCAUCCCCGCUCCCACAGAAGACUCCCGAACCAAAGGCGUGCCCUCCCUCCCGAUGCUCAAGCCCCUCACGAUCACCUACGUCGGAGACUCCGCCAACGUCCUCCACGAUAUGCUCGUCACCCUCCCCCGUCUGGGCCACAAACUCCGCGUCGCGACACCGCCGCAAUAUGGGUGCCCGGAGCCGGUAUGGGCGCGUGUGAAGGAACUCGGGUGUGAUGUCGAGGGCGCGCAGCUGGAAAGCGGGUUGCCUGGGAUUCCGAACGGUGGGAUUUGGUGGGGUGCGGAUCCUAAGGAAGCGGUGAAGGGCGCUGACGUGGUUGUUACUGACACAUGGAUUUCGAUGGGCCAAGAGGCUGAGAAGGAGGAACGAUUGAAGGCUUUCGAGGGAUAUCAGGUAACGGAGGCGCUUUGCAGGGAGGGUGGUGCGAACCCGGACUGGAAGUUCAUGCACUGUCUGCCUCGUAAACCCAACGAGGUCGACGACGAGGUUUUCUACGGUCCCCGGUCACUUGUCUUCCCGGAAGCUGACAACAGGAAGUGGACCAUCAUGGCCGCGUUUGACCUUCUUUUCGGAAAGUGGGACAUCACUGGUGAGCGUGAGGCAGCCCGUAGGCAGUCCUUCGCACAGGCUCUCAAAGCCUGAUCUUGGGAUUUUAAUCCAAGUAUAAAAGAGACUUAUCGACCUCCUGUAAUUCGAUACUAUCCACAUCAAAAUCUAACCCUCCAUCGCGAGCGUUGACUUCCAGGGGAAGUAC
Messenger RNA from Stereum hirsutum FP-91666 SS1, 1289 nucleotides. RefSeq names its product ornithine carbamoyltransferase. The coding region runs from base 20 to 1177 and encodes 385 amino acids. Gene Ontology annotation, cellular component: mitochondrion. Gene Ontology annotation, biological process: L-citrulline biosynthetic process. Gene Ontology annotation, molecular function: amino acid binding; ornithine carbamoyltransferase activity. The transcript is spliced from 5 exons. The record is from RefSeq and is a predicted model, not a curated record. NCBI's taxonomy places the organism in Eukaryota, Fungi, Basidiomycota, Agaricomycetes, Russulales, Stereaceae.